This is a messenger RNA of Aegilops tauschii subsp. strangulata, 327 nucleotides long. The record is from RefSeq and is a predicted model, not a curated record. Lineage: Eukaryota; Viridiplantae; Streptophyta; Magnoliopsida; Poales; Poaceae.
AUGGACCGUGCCAACCACGCUCGGCGGCAGCGCCGCCUCCUCGUCGCCGAGGAGGACGAGCGAGCCAUGGCGGAGUGGCGCCGUCGCCACCCGGAGGACGUCACCGACGAGCGUGCCUACUGGGCAGAGAGGACGGCAAGGCGCCGCGUGGUGCGGGAGGACCGGCAUCGGCGAAAGGCAUUGGCGAAUACGCAGUGCGAUAUUGUUGAAGCAGGUGGGAGGUCGAUCUUCACGUCAGACGAUGAACGUUGGGACGACAUAUGGCUCGAUACCUCGGACAACACCGACGAGGAUGAUGAUGGUGAUGAUGGUAGCGACUUGGAGUAG